Trichobilharzia regenti is the source of this 1012-nucleotide messenger RNA. The record is from the annotation of a GenBank genome assembly. Lineage: Eukaryota; Metazoa; Platyhelminthes; Trematoda; Strigeidida; Schistosomatidae.
AUGGAGACUGUUUCUCAGGUUGGUAUAAUGUCUACUAUCAGAUGGCAGCAAUACGCAACAAUCGCUUGCAUGGUACUGAUUGUGAUACAAAAAAUGUGUAUAAUAAUAUUCUUGAAAUUCAGUAAUAAUAUAAAAGUUGCCUUGGUCCUUAUAGGAAUCAUAAUUGUACUAUUCUCUGCGAACAUCUUUAUUGUGUGCUGCAAAGAUUCCGGAUCAGAAUGUUUUAUAUUAUUGGGAUUCAUUCUUCUGGAAGACUUGCUAACAAUCAUCUUCUCCAUCUUGACUAGACGGUUCAAACAAGCAGUGAACAUAGUUAUGAUGUCUCUAUCGGCGGCUUUUCUGAUAACCGGAUUUGUUUUGUAUUUUGUGAAGCUUGGUGAUGACUUUUGGAUGCAAUUGGCUGGCUGCUUUUGGAACUCAGUUUUAGUUGUGAUAAUACACAUAACUCACUGUUUGGAUUUGUGGAAUUUUUAAACAUAAACACAUCUAUAAUUGUAUAUAUUGUUGGAUUUAUAUGUUCAAGUUGCUCCAAGUCAGACAUUUGUCUUUUAGUAUUUCAAUCAAUAAUUCGCCAGCUAUACAGUACAACGCAGAGGUCAAUUUCUUGAGUUGAGACCAUAACCCAAUAAAUUUAGUCGCUUUGUAUAUAUGUAUAUAAAUGAAUAUUUUAAGCGGAUAACAAUCUUAGGAAAAAUAAUUUUCAAUGUGAUUUACAAAAUAAGUCAGGAGAUGGUAAGAUAUUAUAAUGUAAAGCAUAAUUAUAUUUCAAUAGUUUACAUACAUUGAUAAGUUUUGUUAUAAAAUUUCCAGCAAAAUUACUGCUCGUGUUUACACCACUAUUGGAAUUGUUUUAAAAUAAAACAAACGAGACUAUCUACUGAUUCAUUGCAAUUCAUUUGUACCCACUAAAAUUGAAAAACGUUCGCUCAAAAUAAUGUUUACCUGAUUUUUUGACGUACUUACAUAAACGCACCAAAUCAACACAUUUCUAUCCUUCAUAAGUGGUCGCCAC